Molecule: messenger RNA, 477 nt
Organism: Trypanosoma brucei brucei TREU927
Lineage: Eukaryota; Euglenozoa; Kinetoplastea; Trypanosomatida; Trypanosomatidae
Exons: 1
Coding region: 1-477 (158 amino acids)
Source: RefSeq, a predicted model, not a curated record
AUGCGCAUCCAUGCCCCUCCAUACCCGUUUUUUAAUUUUUUGUUUCUUUGCUUCCACACCGAGCCGCGUAGAAUUCCUCGGCGAACUGUUUCAUACACUCAGGUAGUUCCGGCCUCGAUUUUCCACGGGAUGGCAGACCGAGCUUUAACGUGCGUGCGGCCCGCUGCUUACUUUCUUCCGGGUGAUCGCGCCUCCUCAUUUUUAUCCUCCGGAGCAAUCCUUCUAUUUGAGGAACGGGUGUGCACUCCUCAUAAAGCUUCAGAGUCUACCGUAUGUCCAGUGGCUGGGCACUCGAAAGUGUUCGCGCCCUCUUGUUACGUUGAACCAUUUUCAAUCAUCGAGGUGGCUCUUGAGGAACGAAGGAAUCGCGUUGGUCGGAUGAGUUGGUGCUUUCGUCUCUUCGCCAUCAAGCUUCGCGGGGGCAAUCCCACACAAUUUCCGCCGCCAGCCAGCUCUGUGGAACACGUUCAAGUUUAA